CCGCUCGACGACGACGCUCCCGCGGGGCCCCCGCCUGAGGAGGACGCGGCGGCGGCGAGGCCGCGGGAGGCCGCGGGGGAUGGAGGAGCGGAAGGAGGAGGGCGAGGCCGAGAUCCAGGAGCACGGGCCCGAGCACUGGUUCUCCAAGUGGGAGCGGCAGUGCCUGGCCGAGGCGGAGCAGGACGAGCAGCUGCCCCCCGAGCUGCAGGAGGAGGCGGCGGCCGCCGCGCAGCCCGAGCACAAGCAGCAGAAGCUGUGGCACCUCUUCCAGAACUCGGCCACCGCCGUGGCCCAGCUCUACAAAGAUCGAGUAUGUCAACAGCCAGGACUUUCUCUCUGGGUCCCCUUCCAAAACGCAGCCACGGCCGUCACCAACCUCUACAAAGAAAGCGUGGAUACCCAUCAGCGAAGUUUUGAUAUUGGAAUUCAGAUUGGCUAUCAGCGACGCAAUAAGGAUGUGUUGGCUUGGGUUAAAAAACGCAGAAGAACUAUUCGUAGAGAAGAUUUGAUCAGCUUCCUGUGUGGAAAGGUUCCUCCACCACGAAACUCUAGAGCUCCCCCAAGACUGACUGUAGUGUCCCCUAACCGAGCUACUUCAACGGAAACUAGCUCAUCUGUAGAGACUGAUUUGCAACCCUUCCGGGAAGCCAUAGCCCUGCAUGGUCUUAGUGGUGCAAUGGCUAGUAUAAGCGUGCGUUCGAGUACCCCAGGCUCUCCUACACAUGUAAGCAGUGGAUCGAAUGCUAGUCGAAGGAGAAAUGGACUCCAUGAUGUCGAUUUGAACACUUUCAUAUCAGAAGAAAUGGCACUCCACUUGGACAAUGGUGGAACUAGAAAGCGUACCUCAGCCCAGUGUGGCGAUGUCAUUACAGACUCACCAACCCAUAAACGCAACAGAAUGAUCUAAACCGCAAACAUUUUCACACCCACCAUGCUGCUUGAGAGCCACUUGAUCCUCAACAUAUACUAUUAUUGCAAAGGAAACAUGAGGCCAUCUUCCCUUGUUCACUGUUUAAGACAAGUGAAUUCUAUAGUGGUUGCCAUAAAAGGAAGGUCUAGGUAUUUACAGUAGAUGCCUCUUGUAACUAUGGCUUUCUCUCAAAACUAUAACCCUAGCAGAGGACAUCAGAUAUUGUAUAGUCAUUAGCAAGAUCAUCAUAGAUAGGCAAACAUAUCCGUUCCAAGGCUAAAAGUGACCUUAACUGUAUUUAUUCUCAAAGGGAAAGGAAAUAUCAGAUGUUUAUUUGGUUAUAGAAUGCUUUUUUUUUUCCCUCGUAUCUUCCUUUUCUCCUUUUUUGGGGGUCCAUUUCCUGCUGUGUUAAUUUUGUUUCAACAGUAUUGCCAGGUUCUUAUAAUUGUCUAAAAACAUGAUUUGGCUUCCUCGUCAAAUCCACAGGCUUCCAUUUUUGCAACCGGCACUGUACCAUGCACCUGGUUUUUAGUUAGUUUUUUUUUUUUCUUCCAGUUUCUAAUUCUGGUAAUUGUGUGAUGUAAAGAGGUGCUAUGAUGGUCAUGCAAUUAAUACUUAAUACUGAAUCAAUAUACAGAACUCUAUUGGAUUCACUUUGUGUGUCUUAGUGCUCUAAAAAUAGCAAUAUGAUUAAACUGCCCCAGAUUAACCCUAUAGGCUUCAAAUACUCAGUUUUCAGACAAGUACUACUUCCUGUGGGGGCUUUUUUCCCUAGGGUAAAUGGAAACUGUCUAGACUGCAUUCGAGGGGACGUGAAAGAGGGCAUGACCUUUGAGAGUGGGCUUCCUUUUUGGUUCAGUGUUGGCUGGUGGGAGAUGGAUAGUGGGGCUCGCUAUUCUAAUCUUGCCUGUCCUGUUUUCAGUUUUCAUGGAUGCCCCACUGUUCAGUUUCCAUUGUAGUGGGUGAAAGAUGACAGAGCUCUUGUUUUACCAACUACUAAUGUGAUCACAACUUACUCUACCUUGUCCCUCCUCUCCUCAGAAGUACAGUUUGGAAUCUCAUCCUGGAAAACGAUGGAAUCGCAUGGAGGUUCUCUAGACAUUAGUUAGAUCUCAAUAAAAGUGCUCAUUAGAGUCCUCUUUGGGUAAAUGUAAGACCUCUUGUAGCUACAGCGUUUUAGAGCAUGCUUCAUCUUCAUUUUUACUAUCUUGACUUGAAUGAUAGUCUUUUUUUAGAUGAAGAACUGAUGUCAGCCUGCCAGGUACUGUAAUUUAUUCUAUCCUAUUAUUAUAUUAUAUAUCAAGUUAGGACAGUGAAAAAAAUGUUUCCUUGCAGACUUAGUCCAGUAUCAGUUACUUCCUGUUCCUUAAAUGACCAUUGCAAAUCAGUGUAAGGGUUUUUCAAGUAAUUACUCACAGCACUUUGUUAAAAGUUUGCAAUUUUUUCAGCCAUUUAAUAAUACCUUUCUGUGAAGAAACUUUGCUAAGUUAACCAUUAUUGAUUGGGUGGGAUGUGAGUGGAAUGUUAGAAAUGUGGUGUGAAUUGAAGUUCUAUAUUAUUAGAUAUAGCCCUUAUUUAAAACAGUGAAACUCAGACUCAAACUAGGAAUGAAAGUGAGGUAUUCCACGAUUUAUUUUUUUUUCAAAAGUGGAUCAUUUUUUUGGGUUUGUUUGAGUAUAAUAGCAGGAAGAAUUAUAGCAAUCUGUCAUUUUACCUGAAACGGACAAGCCUAUGUAUUUUCAAGUUUCCCUUUGGAAUAUUCAGAAAGACAUUUUGAGUUAUCUUUGCUUUUUUGUCUUUGUGCAUUUAGUCUGGAUUUGGGUUUCGGCAGUGUGAGGUGUUGCCCCUGAGAGGCCAGAGCUCCGGUUCUGAAGGGUUUUGAGAUAAUCCCCCACAUCUUGGUUCUAUUUCCUCUCUCCAAGUUGAAUAACAAUAUUUUUGGUUGUUUUGUUUAAGUUGGUGCUCUGACGCUUAAUCUUAGGGCCCUUUACUCUCAGUUGUCAAAUUUUGAUAAAACAUGUGCCAUUUUCUUUGGUAAGAGAAAGCAGGUCUUAAUGUCUGCCAGAACACAGUUUAUAUGCCCAUUGGCUCCAUUAAACUUUUUAAAAACUUUAGCAUCCGUUACUUUUUUCCACUGCAUUAAUACCAAAUGCUUCUUGUCAUCUCAUUGUCCGCUUCCCUCCGGUCUCUGACCCCACUGCACGGAACAGCCCUGCGGGCUUCCUGGUCACAAAGGGAAAUGAUUUCUAAUUUUGGAGAAUUUUAGUCUUGACAGCUUAGUUCAAAAUUUUGUGCCUGUUUAAAUGCAAAACAAAUCAUGAAAGAUUGCACAAUUGUUUGGUACUUUGAAAAAAAAAUAACAUUUUCUUUUCAGCCUUUUUUUCCUUUUUGAGACAGGGUUUUGCUAUGUAGCCCCUGCUGGCCUCGACCUCUUACUCCUCCUCCUGCCUCAGUCUCUGGGAUGCUGGGUGUAGAGAACAGAACAGGCUCAUUUCACGCCUGGAGGUUUGUGUGGGGAACGCUUCCUUCGUGAAGGGGCGGGUCUAAUUCUUAGUUCAGCUCCUGUUGCCCUACUUCACACCCUGAUCUGUUCGCGUCUGCACUGCAGCGUUCUGAGCGUGGCUAAUACUAAAGAACUUUAUUAUGAUGUUUAGUAUUUUGCACAGCAAAAGUAAUGGAAAGCAUUUGGCUAAACCUAAAGACCUGCAAGACAGCUUACUUCUUCAAUGUGAUUUACCCAACUGGAAUAGUGACACACAUCUUUUAAAUCAUAAAGUGAAUAAAUCAUUGAAGAUAACAA
Molecule: messenger RNA, 3710 nt
Organism: Dipodomys ordii (Ord's kangaroo rat)
Lineage: Eukaryota; Metazoa; Chordata; Mammalia; Rodentia; Heteromyidae
Gene: Hapstr1
Product: chromosome unknown open reading frame, human C16orf72
Exons: 4
Coding region: 80-907 (275 amino acids)
Source: RefSeq, a predicted model, not a curated record